AUGCAGACUGUCAAGGACGCCGCCAACUACGUGUCGGAGACCAUCCAGGGUGGUGGCGCGACCGCCUCCAAGGAGGCCAACAAGGAGGUCGCCAAGGACUCCAACGCCUCGGUCGGCACGCGCCUGUCGGCUGCCAAGGACGCCGUUUCGGACAAGAUGGACGAGCAGAAGCACGAGUCCAAGGCUGAGAUCAACGAGCAGAAGCUCAAGAACUAA
Tilletiopsis washingtonensis is the source of this 216-nucleotide messenger RNA. Its product is annotated as glucose-repressible protein. Lineage: Eukaryota; Fungi; Basidiomycota; Exobasidiomycetes; Entylomatales. The transcript is spliced from 3 exons. The record is from RefSeq and is a predicted model, not a curated record. The coding region runs from base 1 to 216 and encodes 71 amino acids.